Medicago truncatula (barrel medic) is the source of this 1987-nucleotide messenger RNA. Lineage: Eukaryota; Viridiplantae; Streptophyta; Magnoliopsida; Fabales; Fabaceae. The record is from RefSeq and is a predicted model, not a curated record.
CCGCCCAGAACAGCCACCCAAAUUACUUCCAACUCUCUCUUUCUCUCUCCAAAAUAUCUCCUAUCACAUUUCCCAUCCCAACAGGUAUACCCCUCCAUAUAUAAGAAUCCCUCAAAAAACAACAAUCACAGUAACCUUUCCUUUCUUUCUUUCCACCAUCAUCAUCAUCAUCAUCAUCAAUAACAAAAACAGUAACAUCAUCAUAAACACAUGAACCAAACCUCUCUCUCUUUCAAUCCAUAAAAACAUAUAACCCUAAACAAACACAACACAAUCAUGUCCCUUGAAGACUCACUAAGAUCUCUUUCUUUAGACUACUUAAACCUUCUCAUCAACGGACAAGCGUUCAGCGACGUUGUUUUCAGCGUCGAAGGACGUUUAGUCCACGCACACAGAUGCAUCUUAGCAGCAAGAAGUCUAUUCUUCAGAAAAUUCUUUUGUGGGCCAGACCCACCUUCUGGAUUAGACCCAUCAGGAAACCGAGUCAACCCAUCCGGUUCAGCUAGGUCUGGUGUUAUACCAGUUAACUCUGUUGGAUAUGAGGUUUUCUUGUUGAUGCUUCAGUUUCUGUACAGUGGACAAGUUUCUAUUGUUCCUCAGAAACAUGAACCUAGGCCUAAUUGUGGUGACCGUGGUUGUUGGCAUACACAUUGUACUUCAGCCGUUGAUCUUGCUCUUGAUACUCUUGCAGCCGCUAGAUACUUUGGAGUUGAACAGCUUGCAUUACUCACUCAGAAACAACUAGCGAGCAUGGUGGAAAAAGCCUCGAUUGAAGAUGUAAUGAAAGUGCUCCUAGCAUCAAGAAAACAAGACAUGCACCAGCUAUGGACCACAUGUUCCCACCUUGUAGCAAAAUCAGGUCUUCCUCCAGAAGUACUUGCAAAACAUCUCCCUAUUGAUAUCAUAGCCAAAAUCGAAGAGCUUCGCAUCAAAACCUCCUUAUCACGCCGCUCCUUAAUGCCUCACCACCAUCAUCCUCACCAUCACGAUCAUCUCACCGCUGCAGCCGACCUUGAAGACCAGAAAAUCCGUCGGAUGAGACGUGCCCUCGACUCCUCAGACGUUGAACUAGUGAAACUCAUGGUAAUGGGAGAAGGCCUAAACCUCGAUGAAGCAUUGGCAUUACCUUAUGCCGUUGAGAAUUGCAGUAGAGAAGUUGUGAAAGCCUUAUUGGAACUCGGUGCAGCCGAUGUUAACUUCCCGGCUGGUCCAACCGGUAAAACCCCGCUUCACAUUGCAGCGGAGAUGGUCUCACCGGAUAUGGUGGCUGUUUUGCUCGACCACCACGCUGACCCAAAUGUGAGAACAGUUGAUGGUGUUACACCAUUGGACAUUCUAAGAACCCUAACUUCGGAUUUUCUAUUCAAAGGUGCUGUCCCUGGAUUAACUCACAUUGAACCAAACAAACUAAGGUUGUGUUUGGAACUUGUUCAAUCUGCAGCUCUUGUUAUGUCGAGGGAAGAAGGAAAUAACAACAAUAGUAAUAAUAAUAAUAAUGCAACAGCUUCUUCAGCAACAAAUAUGUAUCCUCAUCAUAAUAUGAAUGAAGAUCACCACCAUAGCCACAACAACAAUAACAUGGAUUCAAGGUUGGUGUAUCUUAACCUUGGUGCUAAUACUCAAAUGAGUACUUCCAGAAUGGAUUCUGGUGAUGAUGAUAAUACUCACAGGGAAGCUAUCAACAACUCCAUGUAUCAUCAUCACUCUCAUGGUCAUGACUACUAAUCAAUCUACCUUUGAAUGCCUAUCAAAUACUAGUCACCAUUUGAAGUGCGGUUUCAUAGGAGGAUGGGAUAAGAGACAAGGAGAAUCUAAUUAUCAGUUCAAUUUUAUUUUUAUUUUUUGGAAUGAAAGGAUGCAUGGAGGAGACUUUAGGUCAAAAUUAAAUUUAUUUUCAGCUUCAUUCAUCUGUCAAAUUCUUAGUUUGUAUUUACUGAUCCGAAGCUAAUACCACGGCCUAUUUAUUGUCUUCCUUUUAUUAUUUCAA